Molecule: messenger RNA, 6016 nt
Organism: Dunckerocampus dactyliophorus (ringed pipefish)
Lineage: Eukaryota; Metazoa; Chordata; Actinopteri; Syngnathiformes; Syngnathidae
Gene: ecel1
Product: endothelin-converting enzyme-like 1
Exons: 19
Coding region: 637-3036 (799 amino acids)
Biological process (GO): protein processing
Cellular component (GO): plasma membrane
Molecular function (GO): metalloendopeptidase activity
Source: RefSeq, a predicted model, not a curated record
ACAUCACGGCGUGUGUGUAGAUCUCCGGAGGGAACUGGAUCAUCUACUUGGACUUCCACUGGAGAGCACAGUCUUCUUCUCUCGAACGACUACAGCACUUUUUAACUUCCCAUCGGGUAUUUUCAUUCACUCUCUACAGACUUGGGAGCCUGCAGGCGCAGCAGCGGCGGCAGAAAGUGUUGGACAUCCCGGCGUGUGUGACGAUUUCUGGAAGGAACCGCAAUCAUCUACUUGGACUUCCGCUGGAUAGCUCUGUCAUCUACGGCACUUUAACCUUCCCACGGAGUGUUUGGAUUUACUCACCAUAGGUGACCUGGAACUGGGCGGAUGGGAGGAGAGAAGGAGAACAAAUUGAAAGGGAGCAGAGAGAAAGAGGAUGAGUGAGAUAGCAAGCAACACCCAGGAGAUUCCUCAUACAGAAUGGAAGCCCUCAUCCUGCCACCUUACCAUUUGAAAGGAACAAAGGCAACGUAGCCUCAAGAAGGCCGUGUCAUCUGUGUUUUGCCCUGUGUGGCCGCCCUCUAUUUAUCUCAGUAGGAGUCAUGGUUUUAAUCUGAAUGCAAAAAUAAAUCUUUAAUCCCUCCUCCCCCCAAAGGCCGUCUACUAUUGACAUCUAAUUCAUAACAUUCCAUUGUCAUGGAGAAGACAUAUUCACUAACCGCCCACUAUGAUGAGUUCCAGGAAGUGAAAUAUGGCGGCCGCUAUAGUAGUGACAUCCUCAGUAAUGGCAUGACCCUCCACUUGGGUGGCAGUCUGGACCGACAUAUGGGGCGUGGCAGGGGAGGGACCUGGUCGAAUGGUCGCAACAGAGACGCAAACAACACUAGCAACGGUGGCGGACUCCCUCGAUGGAGCCGGAGGGAGAUUUGCCUCCUCUCGGCUUUGGUCUUUGCAGCGGGCAUGUGUGUGAUUUUGGCAAGCAUGGUGGCACUAAAAUACAUUUCCUUGGAGGCGCAGCAGGACCCACAGUGCAGGCAAGACUGCCAGCGAAGACGCUCACUGCUGCGGGCUGCACGCUUUGUCCAGGCCAAUAUUGACCCUACCAUCCAGCCCUGCCAGGACUUUUACUCCUUCGCCUGUGGAGGCUGGUUGAGGCGUCACGCCAUCCCAGAAGACAAGCUCAGCUAUGGCAUCAUCACAGCUAUCGGAGAGCACAAUGAAGAGAAGCUACAUCGUAUUCUACUGGAGCCCAUUCGGAGGCGUGAGCCCAAUUCGGCAGAGCGCAAGGUCAAGGAAUUCUAUAAAUCUUGCGUCAACAUCCAAGAGAUCGACAAGUUGGGGUCUGACCCUAUGACGGAGGUGAUAGACAGCUGUGGAGGGUGGGAUCUGGUUGGGGCACCCCCUGGUGCUGCUGGCUGGGAGAAAGAGGGUGCCCCACAAAGGCCAGACUUCAAUGAGCUGCUGUACAGGACGCAGGGCGUUUAUAGUACUGCUGUCUUCUUCUCGCUCACUGUCAAUGUGGAUGACAAAAACUCCUCUCAGAACGCCAUCAGGAUUGAUCAGGAGGAACUCACACUGCGUGAUAGGAGCCUCUACUUGAGUGAGGAUGAGGACAGUGUGAAGAUCUUGGCGGCAUACAAGGCCUUGAUGGAGCGCUUGCUGAGUAUGCUGGGAGCUCACAAUGCUACACAAAAGUCCAAGGAGAUUAUACAACUGGAGACCCAUCUUGCCAAUAUCACCGUGUCAGAAUAUGAUGACCAAAGAAAGGACGUCAGCACGAUGUAUAACCGCAUUACACUCAGGCAGCUGCAGCGCAUCGCUCCUGGUCUUCACUGGAAACGCUUACUGGAUAGAAUCUUCCAUGACAACUUCUCUGAAGAUGAAGAGAUUGUGGUGCUCGCCACCGAUUACAUAGAAAAAGUGUCUGACAUCAUCAAGACCACAUCAAAAAGGGUUCUCCACAACUACAUGUUGUGGCGCAUUGUGGCAGAGCUAAGUGAACAUCUGUCCACCGCCUUCAGAAGCACCAUUCAUGAGUUUUCUCGGGAAAUUAAUGGCACUGAGCAGCAGCUUGAGCUUGGCAGACUGUGUCUCACACAGGCCAACAAACACUUUGGCAUGGCCCUGGGAGCUCUCUUUGUCCAGGAGCACUUUUCAUCACAGAGCAAGGCAAAGGUGCAAGAGCUGGUGGAAGACAUAAAGCACGCCCUGGACCUCCGGCUGCAGGAGCUUGACUGGAUGGAUGAAGUCACCAAGGAGGCGGCCAGAGCAAAGCUGAAGUACAUGAUGGUCAUGACAGGAUACCCGGACUUCCUGCUAAAACCUGAGCUCAUAGAUCGAGAAUACGGGUUCGAUGUGGAUGAGAAAACCUACUUCAAGAACAUCCUCAAUAGCAUUAAGUUCAACAUUAACCUCUCAGUCAAGAAGAUUCAUGAAGAAGUGGACAAGACAGCGUGGCUUCUCCCCCCGCAGGCCCUAAAUGCAUACUACCUUCCUAACAAGAACCAAAUGGUUUUCCCAGCCGGCAUCCUUCAACCUACUUUGUACAACCCUGAGUUCCCACAAUCUUUGAAUUAUGGCGGAAUAGGAGCAAUCAUUGGCCAUGAACUGACACAUGGAUAUGACGACUGGGGAGGCCAGUACGAUCGCCACGGCAACCUCAAACAGUGGUGGACCGAGGACAGUUACAGAAAGUUCCAGAAGAAGGCCGAAUGUAUUGUUAAGCUUUACAACAAUUUCACAGUUUACAAUCAGAGGGUGAAUGGUCGUCUGACACUGGGGGAGAACAUAGCUGACAUGGGCGGACUCAAGCUGUCAUACUACGCAUAUCAGAAGUGGGUGAGGGAACACGGCCCUGAGAGGCCCCUCCCAGGCCUCAAAUACACACACGAACAGCUCUUCUUCAUUGCCUUUGCACAGAACUGGUGUAUGAAAAGAAGAUCUCAGUCAAUCUACUGGCAGUUGUUAAACGAUAAACAUGCACCAGAACAUUACAGAGUGAUUGGCAGCGUUUCCCAGUUCAAUGAGUUUGCCCGUGUUUACCAUUGUGGGAAAGGCUCCCCCAUGAACCCUGAUGACAAAUGUUCUGUAUGGUGACAUCACUCCGGAUGCUGAAUCUGCUUCAGUCUGUCCUACAACUCACUUUCAUAAAUCAUAACGUACUCAACCUCACUGGGAACAAAAGUUCACCUUUUGAAAUAAAAAGUAAGAAAAUACGGACUCUCAUCCAUACAAAGCAUUGUCUACUAACCAAGUACAUAUGAUCAACUAUAUAUAUUUUUCUAUGUUUAAAUUUAUUUUCAAAUCAUCUAUUUUUGUAUUACAGCAAGUAUAUGAGGUUAUUUAAUUCAUGAGCUAUUUGGGUUUUUACAUAGGUUCCAAGGACUAACCGUUUUUUUUCAAUAGUUGAUCGUCUGAUACGUCAACCAGGAAAUUCCAAGCAUACCAGAAGUAGAAAGUCUGACAGCAGCUGCGAUUUCAGUCAGUUUGAGGUUUUAAAACAAAAAGGAAUGGUAGCAUUGAUUUUUGUCAAAAAUGUUGCCUCUGUCUUGGUAUUGUGAUUAGGGCUGUUGUAUUGUUUGCCUGCAUUGUUCUCUUGCUAUUGUAUUUGUACUUUUUUAAGAGCCGUCAAGUAUGGGUUUUGUGUUGGGUUUUUGGUUUUUAAGUUUUUCCCUCAGGAAGUUCAAUGCCAAAAGAAGGCUACCUUCCUUAUGUCGGUCACCUCAUCACCUGAUAGCUAAAGAAAAACCACAAAAUGUGGUACAUUGGUACAGGAACCACAAGAUACGCUUUCAUAUAUUUCACAGUUAAUUCCCCAAAUACAGUGGAAACCGUUUAUGUCGACACCCCUGGGACCGACUGACAACUUAAGCGGUUGUUGACAUAACUGAAACCGAAAUGAACCAUUGCUUGCGCAUUUACUUGUGACUUUGGCCAGAGCCAUGAGGAGAACGGGCGACAAUAAAGGAUUUUUGUUAUUUCGCAUUUAUAUUUGGAUUUGUGUGUUUCAUAUGUUAUUUUAUUCUCUAAUCUGCUGUGGUAAUUUUGUUUUUUGUAUGUCUUGACCCCAAUGACGGUAAUGCUUUCAUACAUGCGCAAAUCUUUCUUCCGGUGGCUAACAAGUAGUAAUGGACGAAAACAGAUUUUUUGAUUCAACACGAUACGGAAUUACUGUUGGCAUUUUGUUUUUUAUGCCAAUACUAAUUCCUUUUUUUGCUUUUUUCCCCCGAUACCCAUACCAAUACCAGUUACAUUUUUGGCCUUUUUUUUUUUUAAUACCAUUACCAGUUAAUUUUUUAUUUUUUAUUACGAUACCAAUACCAGUUAAUUUUAUGGCUUUUUUUUUUUCCUUUUGAUACUGAUACAAAGAUCAAUUACUUUUUUGGCUUUUUUUUUUUGGCUUCAAUACCAAAUACUUUUUUGCCAUUUUAAUCCCAAUAAAACACAUGACAAAUGCAGUACUCACUCCUUUAUCGUGGUUAAUUGGUUCCAGACCCAACUGCCAUAAGUUAAUUUCUGUGACGUAUGAUCCCUGAUUUAUAAAAUGGAAUAUUUUCAUAGUUACAGCAUAGAAAACCUGUUUGCAACCAUCUAAAUAUGGCUUUUAACGUUAUUAGAGCCCUCUACACAUGAAACAACACCCCUAUAGUCACCUUUACACUCAUAUUACCCAAUAUAGUCGACAUAAUAAUAGAAAAUAAUGUCAUGCAGAUGAAUGAGACCAUGUCAGGAUGGCUGUAAAUUAGUCAGCCUUAUUUGAAAUAGGCACAGGGCACUCUGUUGUAAAGGCAGAUGCUCAAAACACUGCAUGAACAGUUCAAGACUUCCUAGUUCUCUUCUUCUACAGACUUAUUUCCUAAAAGCUAGCUCUAGCCCAUCAUGCACAACGUCACUGAUCUCUGUAGCCCACACUAAACAGCACAGUACUACAGAAUACCACAUAUCACAUCUGAUGCUACUGGGGGUGGGGGUUGUAGCACAAAAGUGUUGGAAGUUACUCUAAAACACGUCAAAGUGACACAUCCUUUUUUUCCAUUUCUUAAUUAGCAUCGAUACUUCAUGAGCGUGAUCGAUGCUCGUGUGAAUUGAUAAACCCAUCGCUGCUAAUGAUCUAUUUUUAAAAAAUUAAUUAGUGCAUUGUUAGUUGCUGUGGUAGAAUCCAGGUUAAUGCCGCCAUGCUUUUAUUUUGCAGCUUACUUUGAACUGAACAGGAAGUCACUGUGUACGUGUUUUAAUUCUGUUUAAGUACACAAAUAGUUAUGUUGCCGUUCCUGCGUAGCGAUAAUGAUGCAGUUAACAACAUGUCGACGUAAACAGAACCAUUUUUCUUAGAAAUGACCCCUUUGGCGCUCACAUUGUGUGUUGACAAAAGCAGCCGAACACGUAAGCGAGCAUUUUUCAUUUGGGGCUUUUUUGGGGUCCACACAAACAUGUCGACAUAAGGGGGAUCGACUUAAGCGGCCUCCACUGUAAGAAAAUACAAAAGUACGUAUACUAAAGUGACCGUAGGUGGAUGGAGACUUGUGCAUUUGUACAGUGUUAUUUUUAAAACAUGCCUCUGUAUGCAACAUGUGAAUGAGAUGUGCAGGUGGUUUUGAUGAGACAGCAUGUUUCCUUCAAUCGACACAACACGAAGUUCUAACAACUGCCGUACAUGGAUCACUCAAGCAGAACAUGACUGUACAGCUGCUAGCUCACAUGUGGCCGCUAUUGUUUUACUAUCUGUGGUCGCCGUUCAGUGUUUGAAUAAAUACAAACAAAUCCCUGUGUGGGUGGGGGUCAUUAUCAGCGUGUUAGCAGUGUGUGUGCUGACUGGCUUGAUCUUCCACAAUGGUCCAUCUCUGGAUCACCCACCCAAAAGCUGCUGGCUAUUUGAGAAGCACUGGCUUUAUUCGGAUGUAGGAAAGGGUCUAGCUGCUCAGUGCAAUAUCAGUAAUACAAUUCAUUAACUGUCUAUUGCAUGCAAUGUGACAGUUUUAGUAAUAUUGUACACUAAUGCCUUCAAGAUUGACUUAUUGCCGUUCCUUGCAUUUAAUUAUUAUUAUUUAUCUAUCAGGAAAAAAGGAUAGUGAAUGUU